Messenger RNA from Suillus plorans, 1152 nucleotides. RefSeq lists its product as uncharacterized. The record is from RefSeq and is a predicted model, not a curated record. Bases 1 to 1152 code for a protein of 383 amino acids. The transcript has 4 exons. NCBI's taxonomy places the organism in Eukaryota, Fungi, Basidiomycota, Agaricomycetes, Boletales, Suillaceae.
AUGCAGCGUGUAUUUGUUGGGCUACUUGCUGGUGCUGUCCCUAGCCAAGUGUUAGUAGUUGCGCAAGCAAUUCUAGAUUUUUCAUACUAUGCUCAGCUUCGAGUUCACUCAACUGAAUCCCUCAAUGGCCUGGAAAGUGCUCUGGCGAUAUUUCAUGCCAACAAGGACUCUAUCCUAUUGUUUGGUGCUACAGACGGCUUUAACAGCGAACUUCCAGAACGAUUGCACAUCGACUUUGCCAAAGAAGUGUAUCACGCCAGUAACAAGCACGACUAUGAAGAACAAAUGGCCUUAUGGCUCCAGCGCCAGGAGGCAGUCUUCCUGCGUGGUUCCUACCUCAACUGGCUGUUGGAAUGGUCUCAGUCGGCACCAACCAAUUUCACUCGUGACCGCAGAUAUGACUCAGACUCGGACUCAGAGAUGGAAGGGCCAGAUGCUGUCCCUGUCAAUACACUUCCCAUCCUCCCUGAGCAACGAACGGUCCACUUUCUCGCUAAGACGCCUGCAUACCCUCAGCGUUCGGUUCAGCACCUUGUCACUGCACAUGGUGCGUCCAUGUUCCUCCCAGCCCUUAAGUUGUUUCUGCACAACCACAUGCUGCACGCUAUCAUUACCCCUGGUCUGCAAGACCGUUUUGACGUUUUUCGACAGGUAGUAAUCACUGCUCCGCCUAAUCCACUCAUCAGUGAAUCACCGAGGCAGUGGCAUGUUAGAGCCAUGCCUGAAGUGCUUCCUGGACGUGGACGCAAGCCUGGAUCUCCCGCUAAGUUUGAUAUGGCCCUGACAAGCAAUGGCAUUCAGCCGCGCACUUUAGAAGGUAUGCGAGUGGGACAGGUUCACGUUAUUUUCACUCUGCCGCGUCAAUUUGGGACCUACUCGCGAGCCUUAGCUUACAUUGAGUGGUUCACACCACUCAGGGAGCCGGACCGCUCAUCUGGCCUGCACCAAUUGUCGUGUUCAACUCAUCGGCUGCACCGGAAUGCAGCUGUGAUACACGUCGACGAAAUCACUCGUCCUUGCCAUCUUAUUCUGAAGAUGGGACAAGCUGUUGACCGUGGAUGGACUAGCGCAAAUGUCUACGAGUCCGCAAGUGAUUUUUACUUAAAUACCUUUAUUGACCUUGAUACAUUCUGCAUGUCCGCUAUUGAUUAG